Lipotes vexillifer (Yangtze River dolphin) is the source of this 4672-nucleotide messenger RNA. It is a transcript of the gene ATP2B4, whose product is annotated as ATPase plasma membrane Ca2+ transporting 4. Gene Ontology annotation, biological process: calcium ion transmembrane transport; regulation of cytosolic calcium ion concentration. Bases 396 to 3911 code for a protein of 1171 amino acids. Gene Ontology annotation, cellular component: plasma membrane; intracellular membrane-bounded organelle. The record is from RefSeq and is a predicted model, not a curated record. NCBI's taxonomy places the organism in Eukaryota, Metazoa, Chordata, Mammalia, Artiodactyla, Lipotidae. The transcript has 21 exons. Gene Ontology annotation, molecular function: ATP binding; PDZ domain binding; P-type calcium transporter activity.
GCUGGUUGUUGCUAAGGUUGCCUCCAUGGUAACAUGCACAUCCUGUUUACACCUCCAUCUGUGCAAGUUGGUCUAAGCUAGGAACCUACCUACCCUGGACAACCACUUCCAUCACCACCUGGGGACACCAGUCAUCGUGACACGCGGUCCGGUUCCACUCAGUUCCCCCAUCCUCUUCCUCCUCCUACUGCCAAACUUCAUACUCAGAAAAGGAUCUGGGCUACGGGUUGCUACUCUGAAGCUUAUUGCACAAGAUAUAGUAGAUCUAUUUACCAUCUGGGCUCCCAGUGAAGCAAAAAGUAAGAAGAAGUGAGGCAGAGAGGCAAGAGACCCUGAUCAGUGGAAGGGAAAUUUCACAUUUUCUCUGGCUGAGGGGCUUGGUAACAUCAGGCAAAAUGACAAACCCAACAGAACACGCCUUGCCAGCCAACUCGAUAAUUGAGAGCCAUGAAGGGGAAUUUGGCUGCACAGUAAUGGACCUGAGGAAGCUCAUGGAGCUGCGUUCAACUGAUGCAAUAAAUCAGAUCAAUGUCCACUAUGGAGGAGUAAUGAAUCUCUGCAGUAGACUGAAAACCAACCCUGUGGAAGGCCUAUCUGGAAACCCUGCAGAUCUGGAGAAACGUAAACAAGUAUUUGGACAAAACUUGAUUCCCCCCAAAAAGCCCAAGACCUUUUUAGAAUUAGUGUGGGAAGCCCUUCAAGAUGUCACACUCAUCAUCCUGGAGAUCGCAGCCAUUAUCUCCCUGGUCCUGUCCUUCUAUCGCCCCCCUGGGGAAGAAAAUGAACAGUGUGGUCUAGCCGUAACUAGCCCAGAAGAUGAAGGGGAGGCAGAAGCCGGUUGGAUUGAGGGGGCAGCCAUCUUAUUCUCAGUGAUCAUCGUGGUACUAGUGACUGCCUUCAAUGAUUGGAGCAAAGAGAAGCAAUUCCGGGGGCUGCAGAACCGCAUUGAAAAGGAACAGAAAUUCUCCAUUAUCCGAAAUGGUCACAUCAUUCAGCUCCCUGUGGCUGAGAUCGUGGUGGGGGACAUUGCCCAAAUCAAAUACGGUGACCUGCUGCCUGCAGAUGGAAUCCUGAUCCAGGGCAAUGAUCUCAAGAUUGACGAGAGCUCUCUGACUGGGGAAUCGGACCAUGUCAAAAAGUCCCUGGAAAGAGACCCCAUGUUGCUCUCAGGGACCCAUGUCAUGGAAGGUUCUGGCCGAAUGGUAGUGACUGCUGUGGGUAUCAACUCUCAGACUGGAAUCAUCUUUACCCUCUUGGGGGCCAGUGAGGGGGAAGAGGACGAGAAGAAGAAGAAAGGUAAAAAACAAGGAGUCCCUGAAAAUCGCAACAAAGCAAAGACUCAGGAUGGAGUGGCCUUGGAAAUCCAGCCACUCAACAGCCAGGAGGGGAUCGACAAUGAGGAAAAGGAGAAAAAGGCAGCCAAGCUGCCCAAAAAGGAGAAGUCGGUGCUGCAGGGCAAGCUGACGCGCUUGGCUGUACAGAUUGGGAAAGCUGGUCUGAUCAUGUCUGCAAUCACAGUUCUCAUCCUGAUUCUGUACUUUGUGAUCGACAACUUUGUGAUACAGCGCAGACCAUGGCUGGCUGAGUGUACUCCCAUCUACGUCCAGUACUUUGUCAAGUUCUUCAUCAUUGGCAUCACUGUGCUGGUGGUGGCUGUGCCAGAGGGGCUGCCACUGGCAGUCACCAUUUCACUGGCUUACUCUGUGAAGAAAAUGAUGAAAGACAAUAACCUGGUACGGCACUUGGAUGCUUGUGAAACAAUGGGCAAUGCCACAGCCAUCUGCUCUGAUAAGACAGGCACAUUGACCAUGAACCGCAUGACUGUGGUGCAGGCUUAUAUCGGAGAAACCCGUUACCAUCAAAUCCCAAGCCCUGACGUCCUCGUGCCCAAGGUCCUGGACCUUAUUGUCAAUGGUAUUUCUAUCAACAGUGCCUACACCUCCAAGGUUCUGCCUCCGGAGAAGGAGGGUGGCCUGCCGCGGCAGGUGGGCAACAAGACCGAGUGUGCCCUACUGGGCUUCGUCACGGACCUGAAGCAGGAUUACCAUGCCGUGCGCAGUGAGGUGCCCGAGGAGAAGCUCUACAAGGUGUACACCUUCAACUCGGUGCGCAAGUCCAUGAGCACCGUCAUCGAGAAGCCUCACAGUGGCUACCGCAUGUACAGCAAGGGUGCUUCUGAGAUCAUCUUGCGCAAGUGUAAUCGAAUCCUGGACAAGAAAGGGGAAGCAGUGCCAUUCAAGAAUAAGGACCGAGAUGAGAUGGUCCGCACCGUCAUCGAGCCCAUGGCCAGUGAGGGACUCCGGACUAUCUGCAUAGCUUACCGGGAUUUCAAUGACGGAGAGCCACCCUGGGACAAUGAGAGCGAAAUCCUCACUGAACUGACCUGUAUUGCAGUGGUGGGCAUUGAGGAUCCUGUGCGCCCAGAGGUGCCGGAAGCUAUUGCCAAAUGCAAACGAGCUGGUAUUACUGUCAGAAUGGUGACAGGUGACAACAUCAACACAGCCCGGGCCAUCGCCACCAAAUGUGGCAUUGUGACACCUGGGGAUGACUUUCUGUGCUUGGAGGGCAAAGAAUUCAAUCGACUCAUCCGAAACGAGAAGGGCGAGGUAGAGCAAGAAAAGCUGGACAAGAUCUGGCCUAAGCUCCGGGUGCUGGCGCGAUCUUCCCCCACUGACAAGCACACACUGGUGAAAGGCAUCAUCGACAGCACUGUUGGGGAACAGCGGCAGGUGGUGGCUGUCACUGGGGAUGGCACAAAUGAUGGGCCAGCUCUGAAGAAAGCAGAUGUUGGUUUUGCCAUGGGUAUUGCAGGCACGGAUGUGGCAAAGGAGGCCUCUGACAUCAUCCUAACAGAUGACAACUUCACCAGCAUCGUGAAGGCAGUGAUGUGGGGACGAAACGUCUACGAUAGCAUUUCCAAGUUCCUACAGUUCCAGCUCACUGUCAACGUGGUGGCUGUGAUUGUGGCCUUCACUGGAGCCUGUAUCACCCAGGAUUCCCCACUGAAAGCCGUGCAGAUGUUGUGGGUUAAUCUCAUCAUGGACACUUUUGCCUCAUUGGCCCUGGCCACAGAGCCUCCUACAGACUCUCUGUUGAAGCGUCGCCCUUAUGGCCGAAAUAAGCCUCUGAUCUCACGCACUAUGAUGAAGAACAUCUUGGGUCACGCCGUCUAUCAGCUCACUGUCAUCUUUUUCCUUGUCUUUGCCGGUGAGAAGUUCUUUGACAUUGAUAGUGGGAGGAGAGCACCUCUGCAUUCACCACCCAGCCAGCACUACACCAUUAUUUUCAACACCUUCGUGCUGAUGCAGCUCUUCAAUGAAAUCAACUCCCGCAAGAUCCAUGGAGAGAGGAAUGUCUUUUCAGGCAUCUUCCGCAACCUCAUCUUCUGCUCUGUGGUCUUGGGCACAUUCGUCAGCCAGAUUAUCAUUGUGGAAUUUGGGGGGAAACCCUUCAGCUGUACGAACCUCACCCUGUCCCAGUGGUUCUGGUGUCUCUUCAUUGGUUUUGGAGAAUUGCUGUGGGGCCAGGUCAUCUCCACAAUACCUACCCAAUCCCUGAAGUUCCUAAAGGAGGCUGGGCAUGGCACCACCAAAGAGGAGAUCACCAAAGAUGCUGAGGGGCUGGACGAGAUUGACCAUGCAGAGAUGGAGCUGCGCCGAGGCCAGAUCCUCUGGUUCCGGGGCCUGAACCGCAUCCAGACUCAGAUCGACGUAAUUAACACAUUCCAGACGGGAGCCUCUUUUAAGGGAGUCCUAAAGCGCCAGACCAUGGGUCAACACCUUGAUGUAAAACAUGUUCCUAGCUCAUCCUAUGUAACAGUUGCACCAGUCAAAUCUCCCCCCACCACUUCCGUUGCUGCUGCUGUUUCAUCUCCUACUCUGGGCAAUCAAAGUGGUCAGAGCAUUCCAUAGUUCCCUCCAUGAAAGCAUUCAGAAACCCAAGAACCAAAACUCCAUCCACAACUUCAUGACCCACCCUGAAUUCGCCAUAGAUGAGGAGGGGCCACGAACACCACUCCUGGAUGAACAAGAAGAGGAAACUUUUGAAAAGGUCUCUAAGCCUGGGACUAGGAUGCUCCCAUCGGAUGGUGAGGUCACUCCACAAGCCAACAAAAACAACAAUGCAGUGGAUUGCUGCCAAGUGCAUAUUGUUGCCUGCCACUCAGACAGCCCUCUACACAGCCUGGAGACAUCAGUUUGAACUUCAUUCUCUGACUCCAAUUCCUGCUUUCCCUAUUUCCCUUUUCAUCUACCCCGUCACUAAGGGGAUGAUGGGACUUUUCACUGUCAGGUCAGCUGCUCCCAAGUAUGUGUGAACCCCCACCUGGCCAUGAAGAGGCAAGAGCACAGACCUACGAGGACUUCAGCUGAAACCUGAGUUGGGGUUUGUAGCAGGACCCAGUUAGACCCCAGGCAAGUAAUGAAUGGUAGAUCUACUCCUUGCCUGUAUCAGUUGUCAUUUUUAAAGAAAUGACAAGAAUCCUUUUGGCAUUUACCCCAACCCAAAUUCUCACCAGUAUUCAUACCUGUGUCAGCCAUCUCCUCACUUCUGGAUUUUUACCCUAUGAGUCUGUGCUGUUUACAAGUUCAGUUAAAAGUUCAGAGUGACAAAUAUCCUCAAAUGAAAUGUGUUGAGGUAAGAAUGGAAGGUACAGAAUCAGCCUAUAGAGUGA